CUGACCCGAGGCCGAACGGGGGGCAGAGGUACGGGGAAGAGCGUGAGCCCGCGCUCCUGCCCGCCGGGGGCCAGCCAGGGUUCAGCUCCCCGUCCCCGUCUCCGCCCAGGUCGGUUCGUCUCCGCCCCAACGCGUGGGCGCGACGGGUGCGCCCCCCACACUGUCUGGUCCGUUCCGCUACCCGCUCCCACCAACCAAUCGCCGCCGCGUCGCCUCCUCUUCCCCGCCCGCACGGCCUCGCCUCGGCGCCUCGCUCCUCGCCAGAAGAAGCCAGGCUGCAGCCGGAGAACUCGAAGGCCCCCAGCCUCCGUCCCUCCGACCCCGCGCUGCCGGCCCAGAUCCGCUCGCCCUGCCGCGCUCGUACCCCCCAGCUCUCACUCGCCGCCGCUCUGCGGCGAAGGCAGCCGCCAGCGCGGGCCCAUUUCUAGGCGGGGCCGCGGGCGGCGGUGUUGUCGCGCGGGGCGGGGCCUAGCAGAUUGGCUGAUUUGAGUGGUUGGUUCGGGUUCUCGGGCCCGUCACGCCGCAGCGAUGGGGUGCUUCGCUUCCACGGCGAAGCGGCAGCACCCUGGCUACGAGGACCCCGUACAACUCGCCUCCCAGACCGCCUUCAGCGUUAGUGAAGUUGAGGCCCUGUUUGAGCUGUUCAAGAGCAUAAGUGGUUCGGUCAUUGAUGAUGGCCUGAUCAACAAGGAAGAAUUCCAGCUAGCAUUAUUUAAAAAUCAGAGGAAGGAAAAUCUAUUUGCUAAUCGGAUAUUUGACCUUUUCGAUGUCAAGAAAAGGGGAGUCAUUGAUUUUGGCGACUUUGUUCGAGCUCUAAAUGUAUUUCAUCCAAACAUACCAAUGGAAGAAAAAAUUGAUUUCUCGUUCAAGCUAUAUGAUAUGGAUGGUACAGGGUUUAUUGAACGGAAGGAGGUUAAGCAGAUGUUAAUUGCUCUUCUAGGGGAAUCAGAGAUGAGGUUAUCUGAUGAGAUCAUUGAGACAAUCCUGGACAAGACAUUUUCAGAUGCUGAUGCGAAUCAGGAUGGGAAAAUAGAUAGAGCAGAGUGGGAGAGUUUUGUCACAAGAAAUCCUUCCUUGAUGAAGAUAAUGACUCUACCAUACCUCAAGGACAUAACAACGACAUUUCCCAGCUUUGUGUUUAACUCUGAGGUCGACGAUCUUGUCACAUGACCACAAUUCUUCCAUAGAUGUAUAGUUAACGAAAGGUUUUGCUUUCCUUAAAGCGCAAAAAGCAGAAGCUUGGUACUGGACAUGAAGAUUUCUAGCUUAUUAUGAGGGAGGGUUUAUUUAUGCGGCUGCCAAGGAAGGCGUGUCAAAUCGCUAGCCACAGACUUACUCGACAAGUGUGGUAUUGUAGUUUUAACGCACGAUGCUGGUGCUUUUGUGUUGGUGAUUGCGAGAUUGUAGCAGUAUUCAGAGAUGGAACAUUUACAUGUUCUUUUACCAGUGGGAAGUUUGUGGUUUAUCUGUGCUGAUCUCA
Panicum hallii is the source of this 1480-nucleotide messenger RNA. RefSeq names its product calcineurin B-like protein 1. NCBI's taxonomy places the organism in Eukaryota, Viridiplantae, Streptophyta, Magnoliopsida, Poales, Poaceae. The record is from RefSeq and is a predicted model, not a curated record. Bases 529 to 1170 code for a protein of 213 amino acids. Gene Ontology annotation, molecular function: calcium ion binding; kinase binding. Gene Ontology annotation, biological process: calcium-mediated signaling. The transcript has 8 exons.